UUGUCAGCUGAACGGGAUAGGGACCAAAAUCUUCGGAAUAGACGCGUCUCUGGAGCCGGUUCAAACGCAGAAGACGUGGAGGGCUACGACAUCAGAAAUCGCUCUUUGCCUGAGCAAUUUAGAGAUCUGGUAAGAGAACUUAGCGACUAUCUCUUGGAUAGCACAUUUUUGGACUGUAUCUUCGACGUGCAUCGUGAAGCAGCUAUACUUCACCGUCAUGGUCUGCAAAUUGAUAGUCCCCCUCCUACACCAAGCCAUGAGAGCUCGCCGCAAUCGAGUUCAGACACGCCACGAUCGCGACCACCGGAAUCAAAUACGCCGGUUCGUUCAUUGAAUCUCUUCGUAGAAAAGAUAGUCAUAACAUGGCAAACCAAAAGUUGUGGCAAUUUGACGCAUUUACCAACAUUGUUUCUUCGCUUUGUCCGCAGACUGGAACUUUACGACUCUUCUUUGUUUUUGUUUUGGAUGAAUAUCACUGCUAUUGUUGUAAAUGGGAUUAUCAUCUACUUAAUCACGGUAAAAUGUCGUGUUUGUGGGCGGAUGGUCGGGGCCAAAGUGUUCGAGAAGCACAUCAUUAACUGCAGGAAGUUAGAUGGUAGCCGCAGUAGUUCAAGAGCCGCAGCCAAGAAGAUAGCAGAGCAAGAACUUAUAUCUGAGAGCACUUUUAACGAUGAUGAUUUCAUUGUAAGUUUGGAACUUUAUAGUCCUUCCUUGCGGCUUUUACCUUGUAUCACUGCCUCAACGUACAGAGUGUGA
This is a messenger RNA of Strongylus vulgaris, 756 nucleotides long. The record is from the annotation of a GenBank genome assembly. Lineage: Eukaryota; Metazoa; Nematoda; Chromadorea; Rhabditida; Strongylidae.